This is a messenger RNA of Chenopodium quinoa (quinoa), 711 nucleotides long. Its product is annotated as protein LURP-one-related 14-like. NCBI's taxonomy places the organism in Eukaryota, Viridiplantae, Streptophyta, Magnoliopsida, Caryophyllales, Amaranthaceae. Bases 40 to 414 code for a protein of 124 amino acids. The record is from RefSeq and is a predicted model, not a curated record. The transcript is spliced from 3 exons.
GAUUGAAUGCAGUUAAAUUUUUGACAAAUUUCUAAAGCAAUGGCGGAUGAUCCCCAAGUAGAAGACGAUAAACCGGAAUCAAAAGUAGCAAUCAUCGAUGAAAACUACUGCACCCAAAAAUCCCAAGAAUUUAUAGUUCUAAAGAAAAUGACUAAAUUUCAAACCAAUGCUGUUUUCCAAGUUUUUGAUGUUGAUCAAAAUCUUCUCCUACAAGCUGAUGGUCUCAAUUGGUUGCUUCAUAGGACAUUCCUAAUGAAAGACUCUCAUGAUUCUCCUAUUGUCACACUUCGUGAAGCGCGUAUUACGGAUAAACGUCGAUGGGAUGUAUAUGAAGGAGAAAGCACAGAUGCACCGGAUCACAUGUUCAAAGUGCAAAGAACGAGCGCAUUUCAAGUUAAUGUACCAAGGCAGUAGAAUUAUCGCCCGAGUUGAACAUAGAAAUACAUGGAAGAACUUUCUUCAUGGAAAAGACGUGUUGAAGGUUGAAGUUAUUGAAGGUAUAGAUUACGCAUUUGUUAUGUCUGUACUUAUAAUCAUGGGUAACGCCAUUUAAUAGUACUUACUCCCUAUUGCUGUACACUUGUACAUAUCAUGCUCCAAAUUAGAAAACUUAAUUAUACUUUACUUCUCCAUUCUGAAAGUUGAUUUUUUACAUUUUAAUUUUGUGGGAGCAAAACUAAUUUGUAAAAAAAUUGUGGGGAUCUUUUUUAA